Nomia melanderi (Alkali bee) is the source of this 1234-nucleotide messenger RNA. RefSeq lists its product as uncharacterized. Lineage: Eukaryota; Metazoa; Arthropoda; Insecta; Hymenoptera; Halictidae. The record is from RefSeq and is a predicted model, not a curated record.
CAGUGUUCACUUCUUUACUAGACAUAUAUAUAAUUGAUUUUCUAACCUCAAAUUGUAUACUAAGUAGUUACGUUACAAAGACGUUUAUGAAUGUGUCAGAAAUGUUAAAACUUGAAUGUUUCUGGUGGCUUAAUUCUUUUAUGCAAUAUAUGUUGCCUUUAUUUAUACUGACAUAAAGUAUUUUAAUGUAAUUUAUCAAAAAAGUAGCAAAACAAUAUUUGAGAUAAACAAUUUUAAUCUUUCAUUUAUAUUGUUAUACUUUAAUGAGUUUAUUUGUUACGAAACAAUAUUAUUAUGCAUAUAAAAAGGUGUUUACUUUUUCAAAUUAGAAGAAAUGGAUUAUUCAAUAAAGUUGAUUAUACAUAAAGGAAGCACAAUUUUUGACAGUGUUAUUAUUACAUCUUAUUCCACAACAAGAUAUGAACAAAAAAUAAAAGAUAACAGAAAUAAAGAUGAAAUAAAUAGUAACAUAAAAAUAAAUACUAUUUCUUUAAACAAAAGAGGAUAUAAUGCUUAUCUUGUGUCAGCUUAUGUUAUGGCAUUAAUAAAUUCACAAACAUAUCAUAGAGCUGCAUUUAAAAAAUUGCAAACAUGGUUAAUACACAGAAUUCCAGGUGAAAUAAAUUCAAGGAUAAUUUUAAUGAAACUAUGUACACCAAAGAAACAAUUUUUAGAUUACAAAUGGAAUGAUAGGAUAACACAAAUGGUAUUAGAGAGAAGAGAAGUGGAUCAUGCCAUGUCUUGGUUAUCUACUUUAGGUGGAGCAUUUUCUGCUUUAGGAGAAGAAUUUCAACACUGUGCUGAAAUAGCAGGAAAAAUUUCAGUAAAGCAGUUGGAAUUAGCAAUGCGUCUUGGAGAUCCCCAUUUGGUUGCACGUUGUAAAUUAUAUGCCGCAUUAAGUUUAAUCCAACAAGGCCAAUUAAGAAUACCAAAAAUAAUAGUAAGAAAUAUUUAUAAAUUUUCAAUUAAUCAGAAUGAUGUUCGCUUGCAAAACAUGUGUCAUGGUAUAUGGGCUAAAUUAAAAUAUUGUUACAAAACAAAAAAAGAAUGGUAUAGACUAUAUUAGUAUUAGAUCUAUACAUUAUCUUAACAUUCAGAAUUAAGUGUAUAAAACUUUAUAUUUAUGUUUAAAAAUAAAUAGUGUAAAAUAUUCUUUUUGAAGGUGUAUUUUUAUUAAAAAAGAAUGUUAUUAAAAAAUUAACACCAAUUAUGAAAUAAAAAUAAGCAUAAAAUU